Molecule: messenger RNA, 6138 nt
Organism: Branchiostoma floridae (Florida lancelet)
Lineage: Eukaryota; Metazoa; Chordata; Leptocardii; Amphioxiformes; Branchiostomatidae
Exons: 14
Coding region: 1-6138 (2045 amino acids)
Molecular function (GO): calcium ion binding
Source: RefSeq, a predicted model, not a curated record
AUGUUUACUACUGACGAUACAAACGAAUGUACGAGCGACAAUGGAGGCUGCAGCCAUAACUGUGUAAACACAGAUGGAAGCUACUACUGCACCUGCCGUACAGGCUAUCGUCUGUCAGGAAGUCAGUCGUGUACUGAUAUAAACGAAUGUAGCAGCGGUAACGGGGGCUGUGAUCAUCAGUGCCAUGAUACUUCCGGAUCCUUCUACUGCACGUGCAACACCGGAUAUUCCUUCUAUGGAAGCACAAGAUGUAUUGAUAUUGAUGAGUGCUCGAGGAAUACCGACGGAUGCUCCCACAUCUGUGACAACACGGUGGGCAGCUACACGUGCCGCUGUAGACCUGGGUACUCACUACAGUCCGACAGGCACUCCUGCAGGGACAUAGACGAAUGUUCCUCUGACAACGGAGGCUGUGAGCACACCUGUAGAAACAGUGCCGGGAGCUACAGUUGUGACUGCGACAUCGGAUUUCGCCUGAACUCGAACGAUCAUUCCUGUGACGACAUCGACGAAUGUGAAGAGGACAUCCAUGGCUGUGACCACAUCUGUACCAACACCAGGGGCAGCUUCGUCUGUUCCUGCCGACCCGGCUACUCUUUGAUGUCUGACGGACGCCUGUGCCAAGACAUAAAUGAAUGCGAGCCAGGUGGUUUCCAUGCAUGCGCACAAAACUGCCACAACGAGGUGGGAAGCUACACCUGUUCCUGUCAUGUGGGAUACCGACUGGGGACAGAUGGUCGAGCAUGUAACGAUAUCGACGAGUGCAGUGAGCAGUCGUCAGGGUGCGAACACACCUGCUUCAACUCCGUCGGCAGUUACUACUGUGGCUGUCACAGCGGAUGGCACCUCGCAUGGGACCAGCACACAUGUCUAGGCAACCCAUGCGUGGACAUCGGAAUUCCGCAGAAUGGCGGGCGAGUCUGCACCGGUUUUGUCACAAACGAGACGUGUUCGUUUGAGUGCCAUCCCGGAUACUACAUGACCGGGUCGAUGGAACGACAUUGCCUACCUUCCGCACAAUGGUCAGGGGAGCAGCCGCAGUGCCCACCCAAGUUGUGCGACAGACUACAGCCUCCUGAGAACGGUUACAUCAGGAUGCCUUGCCGGAGGGAGUACACCUCGCGAUGCACGAUGGGAUGCAAUGCCGGCUACUACCAGUCCGACGGCACUGACGCUUACAAAGACUGCGUACUACAAGACAGUGGGGUGGGAUGGAGCGACAACCCCUUCAACUGUUCACUUAUCACAGCCUGUGAACCAAACCCAUGUCUCCACGGAGGACGAUGCACCCCGCUAGACUCCGUUCAAUAUUCAUGUGAUUGUACAGGCACUGGCUACAAGGGUGACAGAUGUCAAACCGGUUUCAUAACAUUUCCCGAAAAGGGGUACCCAAUUUUGUACCGGUACGAAUGGUCUGAAGCGUUUGAGAUCCUUGCAAACCCAACGAAAGAACUGGUCCUCUCUCUGUAUGGAAAUGGUUUGGAGUUCGAGCCAUCGACAAUAGUCUUUUCGUAUCCAGAUUCUGCAGCUGAAGUCAGGGUGAUGGGAAGGGUGUCUGGCUUGAUACCGAUAGAGUACAGCAUUUCAGGUGAAAGUGCAGCAGAGUUUGAGGUACCAGACGUCGCGCUUUUAUCAGUGAACAAUCGAAAUCACCCAUUCGGACCCAGGCUGCCUCAACGAUACGCAGCUGGCGAUGACAACCUCCUUCCUGCGGGAUGUAACGUGUUGGAUCUGGUAAACGCUCCCUGUGAAAAUGUUAGCUUGCUGUCCACAUCCCCUUGGCAUGAAGAUCCCGUGAACGUCUUCCUUAGCUUUUCCACCGGCCUCAUACAUUUGCAAACCAAUAAUAUCACACUGCCGUUUUCACUGACUGGCACUACGAUUAAAACGGAUACAAAAAUUACUUCAUUGCCUCUGAAAGAAGCUUUCUUCACAUACAUGGACAACCAUUCCACGGAUGAUGGUUCAGGCGUAUGUCUGGAUUCACAAUUCCCGGCUGCACUUCUGAAAACACUUACAGAAGCGUCCGCUUUCUUUAAUUCAUAUGUAAAAUCCGUGAACAGUCUCCUUCCAGGCUGGGUUCGCCUUGGUUCCAGUACAGAGCCACAGCAGUGGCUGAUGAGUGGCUUCUCUCAUCUGGCCACUGUUUAUUCCAUUGACGAAGCAUCUUGUGGAAACCUCCCUUUCCCAUCUGAUAGUCUUGUCCAUGUACUGCGUAUCUCUUCAAACGUCACCUUUAAUGUUCUUGGAGAGCUUAAGACAACGACCGUUGUCGAUGGUAACAUUUGUCUCGUCGUCGACCUUUGCUCCAAGUCCUUUGCGAUCACCUUCCCAUUCUCCAGUGGAGAUGGCGUCAUCCGAGUGCUUUCUGAGAAACUUGGUCUGUCUGAAUGGGACUUUUCCCUGAGAGGAUUUGGCAUGUCACCCUCGUCUAGUCUGUACAAUCCUGAAUUUGACGCGGUCUUCUGGGAUGACCAAGGAACAUCUCAUCAGAAGUCUGUAUCAGGGGACAUCUGGUUAGAUUCCAGCUUCCAAUUUACUGUGGCAUCAGCGAACAUGAUAGCAACAGCCAACGUACAUGUGGACGGAAGUUUGUUCAUCCAGUCAACAGGCAUGGAAAAGGUCUUCAGCCAUUUCCUCUCCAGAGGACUUCUGGCUACAGGAAAACCACACAUGUCAAUGACGCUUGGACUGGACUACGGGGAAACGACGAUGAAAUUCAGCUUCCCGAAUGAAGAAACAUGGCUCUACAUUUCUACAGAGGGUGCCGACAACAGCAUUGUCAAGAUUCAGUUCAAUCGGAUGACCAGUCAAAGCCCAUUUGCUGACACUGUGCUGAACACCGUCUUUGCCAUAAGUAGCAAAGUGACAUGGACACUAGCCGACGAAACAAUAUCCACAAAUGCAAAAGUAGAUUUUCAGAUCUUUGGGGAAAAGAAGAAGCUGACACUUUGGACCGACAACAAAAUUGCUCACGUGCAGGGGGAUGUUUUCGUUGACCAGUUUCCCAUCCACUUAGCUGGACAUUGCGACACGGGAAGAGCCUUACGGUGGAAUAUCACAGCCUCGUUUCUUCACGACGCAGAUGGCCUUCCCCGUCAUGUGGAAGAUCGGCUGGAAUCCUAUCUCUCGGAAAUUUUGGAUAAGUCGGUCACCCGCUAUAAACUAGCACAGAAGUCGGUCGAAAAUCUUGAACAACUCUUUUCCGAGGUGAAUGCAGAACUUGACAAUUCGAACCAACGCCUUCAAAGCAUCGAAGAGCAGUAUGCCACAGCUUUGGCCGAAUUACAAGACAGUGAGAACACACUAGAGGAACUAGAGCGCGAUUUUGAGAGUGGGAGCAGUGACAUAGAAGACCACCUGAACGCACUCGACGCUCUGUGUGAACUGCAAAUCUGCCCUGCUAUACAGACACCGGGCAUCAAGUGCAGUUCAUGUACAAAACCAUUAUCUCGCAAGAUACCCACGGAAUGUUGCACACCAUGCUACAAUACUCGCCGAGUGAUCGAACGGUACGAGUAUCAAACGACAUGUUUUGAUUGGAGCGAAACGUGUACAGGGACACACUAUUCUCGAUGCAGUUUUUGGGGAAUCGGUGGGUGUAGUUAUGGUACCAUAUGGAAAUGUACCGCCAAAACUAACAUAUACGCCUGCAGUGAGAAAUGUGACAAGGCCGUCACCUACUAUGACGAAGCGGAAUGCUGUAAGACAUGCUAUGACAUGGAAACGGGAUACGUUCAGACAAAAUGCUGUAAAGAGGUCCCGGACUGGACGGUAACACAAGAUCCAACAUGCCUCAGUGAGAACGAUGUCUGUAGGUCAGUGCGAAACACGAUAUUUUCACGCUAUGAACAAUCCUGGGGAGAUGUGACGGCAAAACUUGCACAGUUACAGUCUGCAAGAUCACGUCGAACCACAAAUGAAAUAAACCUUGAAAGUCUGCGUGUGCAAUUAGAUGCACAGCGCCUAUAUGCCAAAGAACGAGAGGCACUAUCCGAGCGUUAUCUCUUGUCUCUACAUGAAGCGAAGCUAACGCUGGAGUCCGUAAAGAACACAUUAAGUGACUCGUUUAAACUCCGCAGCCUAUUUGACGGUACAUUUAUGACAGGUCUGCAGAUAGUGAACGUGUCCUUAGCGAUGAUGCUGACAAGCAACAACUCCAGAAUCAUACCCUUAAAGGUAGUUGUUCAACAUGAUUCUCUUCUGCAAGAAGUUGGAAUCGUUCUUGACCUUGAUUCCAUCGAUACAUCUCUGACUGUUGGAGUAAAGAAAAUAGGCAGGACCAUUUUCGGUAACAUCGAUGCUGCACUCCACGCCCUCUCUAUGUUUCCCGGAAAUGAAGCAAGGAGAAGAAAGCGUUCUACGACAGAAGAAACCACUGGCUCGUGUCACGUAUUUCAUGAAAUCUCUACUUACGUCACUGAAAUAUUCACCCUGAUUCAGGACUUUGAGAGCGAACAGCUUCGCAUGAAACGCUUGUUCAGGGAAUCCGAACAGCACCUGCUGGCACUGAAACAGAACCUCAUCUCAAAUAAGGGACCGCCGGAGAGUGCAUACAACAAAACAAUUCUGGUCGAUUAUUUCAACAUAACAAUUGACCCUAUCAAAGACAUGGAAAACAUCAGUGAUGAGGCACACGCAACUCUCAACUUGAUCGAGACAAUUUCCCUGCUUAACAGAAACAAUGAGGACUCAUCAACGGGGACUGUGGCAGAGAACCGUCUGUACGUUUCAUACGAAGAGAUAACUCACAAUGCCUCCUACUUCGACGUCUGUUUUGGCUUCCGCGACUGCAUACUUCAGGUUAUAGAGGACUACUACAAUCUUCUGUACCCAACACAAGAAACCGAAGUCAUUGCGCUUGAGGGCACUAUUCUGGAGGUUAAGGAUAGCCUCGUAUUGUUAUUGAACGAGACCAGUUUGAACAGAAGUGGCAUCUACAUGAAUCUACAGAAUCUUAUGGCCUGUAUCAACACCACACGCGUUGAACACUGGCUCUGUGGCACUGCCCCAACUAUUCAACAUCAACCACCGCUGACAAACGAAGUGCUGAAGGGCCAUGACCUGAUGCUUGAAUGCAACGUCACCGGUGUCCCUGACCCCAAAUAUGAAUGGAUCAAAGACAGUAAAACAAAAGUUGGUCACUCCGCGGUGCUGAUGCUGGAACACGUACAUGAAGACGCUGAAGGAGAAUAUGCAUGCAGUGCCUCUAACAGGUUUGGCUCAUCAUCAAGUCUGCCUAUUCAAGUGAUCGUCACAUCUAAACCACAGAUCACCCAGCACCCGGUGUCUCAGGAACUCGCUCUGGGAAGUGAAGUAGGAACCACAAUGAACUGCAGUGCAACAGGCACACCAACACCUUUGACUCGCUGGUUCUUUCGAAGAGACACAUCGUCAGAUUGGGUUCAGCUCAACAACGGGACAGCAUCAGGGUAUAUUCUGAUACUCCACCCAACGUGGCAAGACGAAGGAUGGUACGCCUGCAGGGCGGAAAACGAACACGGACAAACUAUGAGUGAAGCGGCCUUUCUAAUGAUACUUGAUAUCACAGUGGCGGUGCCUACUGUGAACAUAACCUUUCAGGUCACUGAACACAAAGAGAGCAACGAUAUGCGGCUGCCACGGGUCAAACGCGAAGACCUCUCCUUUUCAACACAAAUACCAUCUAUUGUUGCACAAAUUGGAUCGACCGCAAGCAUGCCUACCGUUCCACCAGAAGUAAACAUUAUCUCCACGCCAGAUGUAAACGCUGGGCAUGGCAUGGAUUUUGACAGUAUCGUGAGCGUUCUUGAGGACAUAACCGGUCUCGGCAGCGUUUCAGAACUGUUUCUAAUCCAAGACGUUGCUAACAAAGGCUACACACGUCUUCAGGUCACAUUAACUGGCAAGAACUUGACCAAUGGAACAGAUUAUCCUCGCGUGUACCCUCAUUACGCAAAGCAAAUGACAAACGAACUAGAUGAAUUCCAAAGUAAGAUAUCUGAACUCGAACAGACGACAAAGGAAGAGAAUCUUAGCGCAGUGUAUGGUGGUCAGAAUGUAACAUUUGACCCUGACGUGUUCGAGGUCGUCCAUACCGAAUUCCUGUGUCCGCCUGGACAAGGGCUGGACGAAAACGGAUAUAUUUGCGGUGAGUAG